Amoebophrya sp. A120 is the source of this 2660-nucleotide messenger RNA. The record is from the annotation of a GenBank genome assembly. NCBI's taxonomy places the organism in Eukaryota, Dinophyceae, Syndiniales, Amoebophryaceae.
AGAACAGUCGUUGUUUUUUUCAUCGAAGUCGCUACUACUUGCUUUUUACUCUGCGUGGUACUAGUGCGAAGAGGUUAUUUAUACCUCUGGGUCUGGUACAACUACAAGUACAACAAAAUAAACCUGAAGAAAAACUUUACUUGUCUACUUUAGACCGCCUUCACAAACCUACAAAACUCUCCCGUUUUUUUUGUUCAUUUUUUUCUUACGUCGACACCGAAAAAUUGCAAUCAUGGCGCACCACUACAAAAAGAACCCCAAUCUUGGUCGCCUUUGCGUUGCCGGCCUCUUGUGUAGUUGCCUCCGCGUCGCGCUGCUCGGACAAGAUUUAUUUGGUGGUGCUGCUGUUUUCGCUUUGAAUCCGAGUCCCAGUUGUCCUAGUACAGCUUCCACAGCCACAAAUAUCGUAAGAAAAAUCUGUCUCAGUCCCAAACCUUUGAUGCAGAUGUUGACUCAACACCACUUACAAAUUUGCGAAACAAGAAGCAAAAAAUUUCUGAUGCUUCAAACAGCAAGGGAAAUAAACCCCUAUCAUGAAAGGCGACUCUCUUGCAUGGAGGUGAGCAUGUCUACAUCAAAAAAGAAAAACGGUCUCAAGGAAGUUCCGCAUUACAAGCUGAGACUGAGACAUCUUUUUCUUACGAUGACAAACCAGCGCACAGCCGGCCCGAAAACGACCGCCGCAACGAGGACGCGGCCUGCUGCGGCUGGUAAAACUGCCGCAGCCGCCCCGAAAACGACCGCCGCAACGAGGACGCGGCCUGCUGUGGCUGGUAAAACUUCCCCAGCCGCCCCGAAAACGACCGCCGCAACGAUGACGCGGCCUGCUGCGGCUGGUAAAACUGCCCCUGCCGCCCCGAAACCGAUCGCCGCAACGCGGACGCGGCGUGCUGCGGCUGGUAAAACUGCCCCAGCCGCCCCGAAAACGACCGCCGUAACGAGGACGCGGCUUGCUGCGGCUGGUAAAACUGCACCAGCCGCCCCGAAAACGACCGCCGCAACGGGGACGCGGCUUGCUGCGGCUGGUAAAACUGCCCCAGCCGCCCCGAAAACGACCGCCGCAACGGGGGCGUGGCGUGCUGCGGCUGGUAAAACUGCCCCAGCCGCCCCGAAAACGACCGCCGUAACGGGGACGCGGCGUGCUGCGGCUGGUGUUCAUCCUGUGCGACCCGUCGGGAAAGCAAGUGGGCAGCGAGCAGGAAGCCCCGGCCAUAGUCGUCCUAGUGCAGGUUCCAACGCAAUGCCAAACCCGCGCGCAGCCCGGGCCGCCCCGAAAACGACCGCCGCAACCCGGUGGAGCCAGACUGCGCGCCGAAGUGGCGGCGGAUCUGGCAGUCAGCAGACCAGAGCUGUAGGCAGCCAGGGGAGCCCGACUGAGCGCCGCGUGAGUUUUGGAGGCACCGAAACCAUAUACGUUUAGUCAUUAUGGUGAGCAUUUCAGAAUGAAGCCGAAAUUGCGGCCAUUGGGCUUGGAAACAUAUAAAACUCAUUUUUUGUAUAUAGAAGUCGAACAAUAGUUUGGACAUACUUUCUACACGCACUUUUAGAUGACGCUGACGCAAAUUUUGUGUAUGUUCGAGCUGCCUUUACCGCGACGCUGAUGUGUACGUUGGGCAGGCUGGAAACACAGGCUUCGCAGCAUGUAGACACCGCAGUAACGUACUGCCGCGUUCGCCGAUUUUAUUACGAUGGCAGCGCAACUAGCAGGUGGGCAGUACAGGAGACAUAAUUUCAGGUGUCGAGGAGCACAAUUGCAAGUAAAGUAGCAGUGCUAGUAUAUUUAAGUAGGAGUUGUUGAAGAUCGAUCAUAAAUUUGUAUUCAAGUAGAAGAAUCUGAAUCAGCCUGUCAUGGAAAAUGUAAGAUGUCUUUUGUGGAUGCAAUCCAUCGGAAGGAAAGCCAACUGUUUUUUUUGCUUGAUUUAUAUAUAGGCAAGGAAGAGGCUGACCCGUAUGAAAAAAGAUGCACCUGCAUGCAAGACAAUGACAAAUCAAACACGUCCAAAAUUUGCUCUGCUCGUCUUUCAUACUGAUUCAGUACAUAAUCCUAAAGGGAUCGAGACCGUCACCACGUAGUUGGGGUUUAUUGUCUUGUUUUUGUUGAUCAGCACGUCCUGAUGGACGAUGCGGGCCACCUUUACAACAACCACCUGGUGAUAAAUUAAGGUAGACUAGGCCUAUCUACGAAAAAGAACACAGCGUCGUUGUAAGGACAAAAACGAGGUCGAAAACUUCUUCCCUGUUAGGAUUUCUAUCAAGAACGGGGAGGAAAAUGGAAAAAAGACUACGCCAACGGAUUUUUAUUCAUUUUUAGAAAAAAUUGUAUCUAUAAUGAACUACGCCUAAACCUUGACAUCAAGAGUAGCCUCAUUUUAUGCGCGGAACCCUCCUUUUACUUGGAGCUUUCUCAAGCAGAUUAGCGACUCAACAGUCGUUUAUUUCCCAGUACUACUAGUACCGCUAUUACCCUCCCCGGUGAUGGUCGUAUUUGAAAAGCAAAAAGCAUCAAGCACUAUCGGAUGAUGAAAACUAUUGGCCUGAGGUGGAACAACCUCAUGGCGCCGCAUUCCGCGCAUGAACUAAACUUUUAGAAGUUCUUCACAGGCUGUUGGUGCGUCCGAUUUUCGUCGAAAAGCUUAGCUGGCAGAGCAGUGGUCGAAGGU